Messenger RNA from Lytechinus variegatus (green sea urchin), 1566 nucleotides. Its product is annotated as SEC14-like protein 2. The record is from RefSeq and is a predicted model, not a curated record. The coding region runs from base 171 to 1349 and encodes 392 amino acids. The transcript has 11 exons. Lineage: Eukaryota; Metazoa; Echinodermata; Echinoidea; Temnopleuroida; Toxopneustidae. Gene Ontology annotation, cellular component: cytoplasm.
CACUGCUUGUGCAUAUGAGGCGAUACUCAUUUGCAUAUCCUUGCUCUAAGAUCUCGGAAUUGGCACUGUUGUUGGAAAGGGCGAAGAAAUUAUGUUUAAAAUGUCUCACAUAUAAACAUACUAUGAGCUGAACAAUUGUGUGCGGUCGGAUUCAAAAGGAAGUUGUUAAAAUGAGCGGUUUUGUUGGAGAUUUAAGUGAGAAGCAAUCAAAAGCUUUGGAUGAGCUUCAAUCUAGACUGAAUGGAGUUGAAUUUCCAGGACCAGAAAAUGAUGAUCGUGAUGCUUACCUUUUAAAAUGGCUCAGGGCUCGACAAUUUGAUGUUGAUAAAGCUGAAUUUAUGUUAAAAAAUCAUCUGUCUUUCAGGGAAAAAUGGAAUGUGCAAUCAUUGAUAGACAACUGGCAUCCACCAGAGGUGCUGGACAAAUACAUGGUCGGUGGCUUGUGUGGCUUUGACAAAGAUGGUGCACCUGUUUGGUAUGAACCAUUUGGUUACUUUGAUCCAAAGGGUUUGGUUCUGUCGACUACAGGAAAUGACCUCACGAAGAUGAAGAUCAAAAUAUGUGAAGAAAUUCUCUCUCAACUCAGGGCACAGACAAAGAAGUUAGGCAAAAGGAUAGACAGAUUUGUGAUUGUGUUUGACUUGGAGAAAGCUGGUCUUUCUCACAUCUGGAAGCCGUUCAUCGACCGUUACAACCUCAUUCUGCAAGUAUUUGAAGCCCAUUAUCCGGAAAUGCUUAAAAAGACCUUUGUUAUAAAUGCUCCAGCCUUCUUUUCAAUCGGAUUCAACUUGAUCAAGAAGUUCCUUAGUGAGGAAACCAAGAAUAAAGUCUCUGUACUGGGAGGAAACUACAAGGAUGUAUUGAUAGAGGCUAUAGGUAAAGACUUGCCAGCUCAUUUUGGGGGAACGGCGUGUGACCCUGAUGGUGACCCUCGCUGUGUGUCAAAGAUUCGAUUCGGUGGAAAGGUGCCUGAAUCGUACUACCUCAAGAAUGAAUUCAUGCAUGAGGGCAGACUAACAGAGGUCUUCAUAGGUCAUGGGUCAAAGCUUGAACUUACGUAUGAGGUCAAGGAGAAAGACCAUGUACUCAAGUGGGAGUUUAUGACAAGGCAUAACAACAUCGGUUUUGGAGUAUUUUACAAGCCGUCUCCUGAUACCAGCAGAGACCAAUGGGAAGAGGUGGUUGAGAAGAUGAGAUGCUCCUGCCAUCUUGUACCAGAGAUUGGAGGAUAUUCAUGUGAUAAGCUAGGAACAUAUAUUGUCCAGUUUGACAACAGCUUCAGCUGGGUGAGGGGCAAGAAGGUCUUUUACCUCAUAGAGUUGCAAAGGGAAGAAGAUCAUGAGAGCUAGAACAUCUCAAAUCAAUCAUUGCCAUUAUAUGGUAAUGUAUUUCCCAUAUACAUCAAGAGAGAGAGGAUUGUGUUCGAAACCAUUAGAACAUCAUCUCAGGAGUGUAAUAAGGUCUCAUGUCCAUUUUUGGCCAAUAUGUGAUUUUGAAAGUUGUGAUGGUUCAUGAUUACUGAAAAUAAUUCUCUCAUAGUUGUGAGAAGGGUAUAAUUAGUCUGAU